AUGGAGCAUCCUCACCCACCAGACCCCAACCGCAAUCCCCCAAUCCACUGUACCCAAAGUGCGAUUCACAUUUCCCCAAGGAUCUUGUCAGAUCUCCCGGAGAACCUGGAAGAAGCAGAUGACGAUUUUGAAGAAAACCAAGCCCUGGAGCAAAGCAAUAUGCUGAAGCAAGCAGGAGAGAUGUUAGCACAAAUCAAUAUCAAAAAAGGAAAAGAAGCUGAAUGGAAGAAGCAUCAAGCAGAGAGUGGGAAGCAGAGAGAUUUAUCCACAAGCCUAACAACAGAUCAACACCUUGCCAAAGAAGAAGUGGAUUUAACAGCUAUUAUGAGGAGUUUGCAGAUCACAAUCCCAGAAGAUAUAGAGUUAGGCUAUCAAGGGGAAGAAAUACAGAAGCCAGAAGAAAGCUCACCAUUCAAGCUGCUAAUAAAAGUUGCAAGCUCAGUAGGUACGCCAAGAAACAUCCCUCUGAAAGUUCUGAAUGAUACUAUGUCUAGCGCUUGGGGAGGAAAUUACUGGGUUAUUGAACAAAUAAAACCAGCCAUGUAUGUAGCUUAUUUCAGAAAUGAAGAUGCUAUGGAUUUUGUGCUCAAAAGGCAACCCUGGUCAGUGGAGAGUGAUAAUCUUUUGUUUGAAUGGAUAAAUCCAAAAGAUGCAGACAGGGAUGUAGAGGACUACCACUUCAGAUUCAUAUAUGUACCGAUAAGAGUCUAUGGAGUUCCAGAAAGAUUCAGAACUCCAAGUCUGAUGAGAUUUGUCAUAGACAAUAUUGCCCAGCCUUCAGACUUGCAUCCACCACCAGAAAUCACAAUGACAGUUAGGAAGGAUUAUAUCCAAGCAUAUGCAAGAAUGGAGAUCCAGAAGCCAGUGAAAGAUAAGGUAAAGUACUAUAUAUCGCCAAAGGAAUACAUUCUCUUUUACUUGAACUAUGACAAAGUAAAGAGGAUUUGUAUUUUCUGUGGCCUGAUGUUUCAUUCAGUGCAAAAUUGUCCAAACAGGACAAAGUUAAUCAGGCACCUCCAAAGCAUAAACGUCAGUACUUCCUCAGUUCCAUUUUCAAAUAUAGGAAUCUGGACUUCCCAAGCAAAAAAGAUCCCAGUUGAAGCUUUCCAACAAUCAAAUAUAGUGGGAGGUCUGGCGCCGGAAUUCAGAAGAGACUUCAAAAUGGAAAGAGCAGCGAAAGCAAACCAACUCUCGCUGUCCAGAUUUAAAAUCUCAGAUAAGAACGAAGAUCGAAACACGGCCACUGAAAAACUUGGUCUUACAAGCAACCAAGCUAAAGCUCAGUUGACACUAGAGUCAACUUCCUUCUUUGGCGACCCAUUAUUCGCUCAACCAGAGUUUAACCAAGCAGCUUUUUUCAAGCAUAAAUCAGUAAUUGAUCCAACCCCACAACAGAGGCUAAAAAGACAUGCUGAACCAGAGGAAUUUCCAAUUCAAGAGGAAAUGCAAAAUGCAGAGAUGAGAACAGAGCAUCCUCUGGCUGCUGAUCUGAGUAAAGUGUAUUGCCCACCGCAUAAGCGCAAACAGCAAGUUCCAGAAAAUAGUGACAUAAUUCAGAAGUCAAGUCAGACUCUUGAGCAGCAGCAUCAAUGUUCAUUCAGGUUUACUGGAGGAACAUCACAGCCCCCUCCAUGUAGCCGGAAAAAACUCAGAACAUAUAAAAGGCAUCGGUGUAAUGAAAAGAUCCAAUAUGUGCAAGCAUCUACCUCUGAUCUUAUCCCAAAAGAGAACCAAUUCUGGAAACCAUUAGCUACCAGUCUAGCGAAUUCUCUUGACAAGUCAGUCAAUGUAACUCACCAAGUUCAGAAUCAACUUAACAAAGAUCCAGGGAACAACAGAGAAACGUUGUACAUGGAAGAGAAUGAGGAAAACUCACAAAAAGAAGAACAGGCAGCGGCGCCAGCCUUCAAGGCGCCACGGGCGCAAUGAGUCUUAUAAGUUGGAACUGUCAAGGUGCAGGCAAGAGCCUUGACAGCAACAAAAUGUCAUAUCUUGCCAGGUUGAUGUACUCCACAAAUGCUAAGCUUUGUAGUGCCAUCCGAAGGACGCUCUGGAGGACUUUGGCUGCUUUGGGACAUCGACAUUGACCUCAAUAUCAAAAGCGCCAGUAAUAAUUUAAUCUUAGCGUCCCUUGUAAAUACCUCUACUAAAGAAGCAUUUUGCUUAGUUUGCAUGUAUGGAGAUCCUAGUCACUCCAAAACUAGAGAUUUAUGGAAUCAAAUCUCUGCUUUUGUCGAUGAAAAUAGAGGGAAGCCUUUACUUUGUAUGGGGGAUUUG
Messenger RNA from Lolium perenne, 2277 nucleotides. RefSeq lists its product as uncharacterized. The record is from RefSeq and is a predicted model, not a curated record. Lineage: Eukaryota; Viridiplantae; Streptophyta; Magnoliopsida; Poales; Poaceae.